Messenger RNA from Fulvia fulva, 288 nucleotides. RefSeq lists its product as uncharacterized. The transcript has a single exon. Bases 1 to 288 code for a protein of 95 amino acids. The record is from RefSeq and is a predicted model, not a curated record. NCBI's taxonomy places the organism in Eukaryota, Fungi, Ascomycota, Dothideomycetes, Mycosphaerellales, Mycosphaerellaceae.
AUGGCUAGUCGAGCUGGCAGAGAUGGCUAUCAGCUUACUCCCACCACUCCAACCAUGCGCUAUUGUCGAGUCAAUCGAGCGUUCAACACCAUGAUCAGCACAUCGCUUCCCAUCCGGCAAGUCAUCUCCGCUGAGCCAAUGGCAGCAAAAGAUCUGCCUGUCUAUGUCGUCGACCAAGACGAGGAGGGUAUUGAGAUUCUCGGCGGCGACAGCGGCAAUGAUCCGUGUUCUUAUCUCACAUCAGACUUGAGAAACAAGGCACUCGAAUUUGUCAAGCAGGAACACUGA